Centrocercus urophasianus (Greater sage-grouse) is the source of this 2753-nucleotide messenger RNA. RefSeq names its product meiosis/spermiogenesis associated 1 (gene MEIG1). Gene Ontology annotation, cellular component: nucleus. The coding region runs from base 1509 to 1955 and encodes 148 amino acids. The transcript has 4 exons. The record is from RefSeq and is a predicted model, not a curated record. Lineage: Eukaryota; Metazoa; Chordata; Aves; Galliformes; Phasianidae.
UUCCCGUCCCGUCCCGUCCCGUCCCGUCCCGUCCCGUCCCGUCCCGUCCCGUCCCGAGGAAACAGAAGGAAGAAACUUGGGGAAAGAAGCGGCAUUGAGGAGUAACUGAUUUAAUGAGAGGCAAAUACACAGCUUCAGUCACUUGAAAGAAGUACAUCGUCAGUUACUUCUCGUUUCUCCACUUUUGGUAGUGCUUAAUAUUGUUAAGCCAGGCACUAAUGACUUCAAAUCAGGGAGUUCUGUUCCAGUGCCUCAGAAGCAGCCUGCUAUGUUUCAUUUUCCAGUAGGUAGCUGGUAUGAGAGUAACAUUCCAGUUAGUGUGCCCAUUCUCACAUGUAUAUGGCCUGAAAGCGUGCACAGACUGAAAAUAGUGCAUUUACUGGCACCCAUGUAAAUAUAAACAGCACUUAUAUAAAUGUGAAUUAUGCAGGCCAUUGGUCAGAUUUUCCCUCUUCAGCUGAUCAGGACUGAGGUUCACUUAUGAAGUGUCCACACUUUGUUAUAAAUAUGCAUGCAUUCACAAAUCUUUCAAAUAUUAGCUUUUUACACUGGUAUCUGUCUCGUCUGACAAUUUCCCAUAUGUCCAAUAGUUCUUUCAUGUUCUGGAUGAGAAAGAAAAGAAAAAGAAGAAAAAACUCUGCAAAUGAUUAAAAAACAAAACAAAAAAAACUUUACUAUGCAGGUGACAGAGCGCUGGCACAGCUUGUCUGGAGAAUUUAUGGAUUCUCUUUCCUAGGAGAUCUUUAGAAGCUGCUUGGAUGUGAUUUGGGGCACCCUGCUCUGGGUGUCCCUGCCUGAGUGGGGGCUGGACCAGAUAGACCCAGAGGUCACUGCCAACCUCAUCCAUUCUUGGAUUUAGUUCAGUCAGGGCAGUAUCAGGCCAGGGCCUAGAUGCCUGCCUGAGUACCUUGGAAAAUUCAAAGGUUCUCAUGUGAAGUCUGUUGAAAUCAUUGGACACAUCUCAGCAACUUCUAGGGCCCUAGAUUGGCCCUGUGAGUGCUGACUUAUGAAAGCAUUAAGGAAAUAACACAAACAGGCCCAGGCUGGUUUGGAUACCAUUGAAAUUAAGCUGUCAUUGACCCCAAAAAAAAAAAAAAAAAAAAAAAAAAAAAAAAACCAACAACCUCAAAGCUGAAACAGAGUUAUGUGGAAUCUCGCCAUUUCCUCUGAAUUAAGAGUAGGCAAACGUUGUUUUAGCAAAGUUCACUUCACUGUUCAAUUACACUCUCUGCAUAAAAAGCACUAGUAUUUUGCUUAACACUGUCCUGCAUUCUUUCACUUACCUACAGCUGUCUGCUGUCUUUUGUUUUUUUUCCCUGAACUGUGGACUGUCUGGAGUGUGGCUCAUCUUGUGCUCUUGUACAAUGAGACCAGCUCUGUGCUUGGAACUCAGAGGCACCACAGUAGGCAAAGAGUGCCGUUUCUAAAAGGUUGAAAUAUCAGCCUAAAAAUACCAGGAUUUAUUUAUAUUUUUGAUUACUGAAGUCACCAAGCUGACACUUUAUGUGAUGCUUGCAUGUGUUUUGAGCUGGAAGACCUGUGGGAAGCAAUCCAAAAUAAUGGUGAGUCAGGAAAUGCCAAGUGCGUCGAGAUGUCUUGAAGAACCGCAUUCAUCAGAUGAAGUCAGCACAUCCUCCAAAGAAGUACUUAAGCCCAGUAACAUGAAAAUGUCAGAAGUUUCUGCAGCCAUGUCUAAAGCUGACAUCAAGCCAAAAUCUAUCUGUCAUGCCAAACAAUGGUCAGAUGAGAUAGAGAACUUAUACAGGUUCCAGCAAGCUGGGUACAGAGAUGAAGUUGAAUACAAACAAGUGAAACAAGUUGAUACGGUAGAGUGUUGGCCAGAAACUGGAUUUGUGAAGAAGCUUCAGAGAAAGGACAACACCUUCUAUUAUUACAAUAAGCAAAGAGAAUGUGAAGACAAAGAUGUUCAUAAAGUGAAAGUUUAUGUAUACUAAUUUUGCUACUUUCCAAAGUUUGUACAUUUUAAAAUAAAUCUUUUUGUUAUGAUUUGUAAGAGAAUGAGAUUUGUAUAACCCAGCAUUCAAAGCAUAAAUGUCAUUCUCGGAUAGAAUGGGGAAUACAGAACGUGUUCCAAAUAAUUUGAUAUCAAAAAGACAAAAAGCUGCAAAGGGACUUUGCAUAUUUGGUUUGACUGUGCAAAGUCCAUUGUAAGUAGGCUCAUUAAUCUGUACUCUGAACAACAUAAUCUUGUCGAUAUCAGCUAAUGUCAGCUGCAGUCUCUUGGUGUAACUGAGGGCUGUGAGGCUCCCAGUAAGUCCAAAAGGCAAAUUGCAGUAAUUGUAGUGCUGUGGAGAGGAGCUGCAGCAACGAGCAGAACUCUUUAUUGUUUUAGUCUACUGUUUAUUUAGUUACUGUUGUGUCAGAUCUGUUCCCCAGUAUGUUUGCUUAGCGUUUCCCUUUCUGCCCCUAGCAGCCCAAUUUAGGAGUCCUCCCUCAAACGGCUCUACUCAAAUAAACUUUCUCACGCUCUGUGUUUAUCACUGAGACUUACCAAGUCUGUUUCUUUUGAUUGUUUCCUCAUUUGGAAGUUCUUGAUCAGAUAACCCUGCUGGAAUAAACAUUCUCACUUGUUAAUGAGGGCAACCCACCAAGUUUGUUUCUGGCCACUGUCUUAACACCAAUGGGUCAGGGUUUCUGUCUGUAAGUGCUUGUUCUUUUUGUUUGCCUCAUCAUCCCAAUGUCUUGAGGCCUUUACCCAAUUGUACAUCAAAUAAACUGUUUCACACACCACA